Molecule: messenger RNA, 1824 nt
Organism: Trichoderma breve
Lineage: Eukaryota; Fungi; Ascomycota; Sordariomycetes; Hypocreales; Hypocreaceae
Exons: 1
Coding region: 1-1824 (607 amino acids)
Source: RefSeq, a predicted model, not a curated record
AUGAGGUUCCGUCUCCGGCGUAUCCAUCUCAAGAUCGAUCAACUGAAUCCAGACGAAAGUUUCAUUUUCAUGGAUGAGAUACCCGACAUAAACAUCCGCCUUAGCUUUGUUCGUAAUCUCAGGAUUAGUGGUUCUCAGGCCUAUGAAAAGGACUCGGAACAAAACGAAAUUGGACGUGAAGAGAUUGAAGAGGAAAGCUUUUUUGCGAAGCCUAGUCCUCUCUGUCCCUCAAGAUUGAGAUCCCCUCUUUAUGAGUCAAAGGAACCACCACAAGCGCCAGAGGAGAUACUACGGAUGAAGAUCAAGUAUCAAGAAACCUGGGUCGGAAUAGCGAAAUUCAUCAGCCGACUGAGCUGUUUAUCUGAUCUUGUAUAUGAUUGCAUGACUCAGGUCCCGUCGUGCUUACUCUCAGCGCUGCGCAACAAUUGCCCAGAUGCCAGACUACAUGUUUAUACCUUCAGCCUUCGAAGUCUCUAUCAGCCAAGGAACGAAUCUCACGACAUCUCGCCAGAGGAGUAUGCCCUUGCUACAUCGCUGAAUCUCUAUGGGCUUUACAUGAAAUAUUGCUCUUACGAUGGAGAUGGUAACAUUGGAUACAAUGAAGAAGCCGUAAUCCAGAUGAUUAGAGGUUUAGCGCCAAGGCUCUCAUAUGUUGGCAUAGCUGGCCAACCGGUAGGUGGUACCAUUGAGUUAGCCCAUGCCAUCCAGCUACACAGGCAGUCUGGUAAGCCGAAAUGGAAGGGUUUCUUCAUCAACGACGACCAAGUACGCGAUAAAAUGCAGGGCAAGGGGAGUUUGCACACCUUGUACCUUAAUGGAGUUUCAGAGCUACGCAUUCAUCAAUGGUCUGACUAUACUGACUUUAACAAGCUAACUAAACUGCAUCUGGGAUUUACUAUUAUCGAUGCAGUACAGGCCCUGGCUAUUAUUGCAGAGGGUGGUGGACUAUUUUCUCUUUCUUCUCUCGCUUUAAUGCCUAAAGCACAAAAUCGGGAGCAAGCAAUAGCUGCCGAUGAGUCCGUAUGUCGGCUAUUGCGAGCUAUGAAGCCACUGCAGAGCCUCGAAUUGGAAGGUGAAGUAGGAGACAGCGCCUGGCGAGCAGUGAUUGAUCAACAUGGCAAUUCUCUUCGAGAGCUUCGUUUUGCCCCAGCCUCGGAGUACUAUGAUGAUAUCGAAGCUCUCGUGCUCUCCUGUGGUAGGAUAAGGCUACUUUCAGGCAUAUGUUUGAACCUAGAGAAGCUGGAGCUGCGUAUUCCUCGAACCCGUGGUGAUAGAGACGAAGUUGGCAUCUAUCAAAUUCUUGGCCAGCUUCCACGAUUGAAACAUAUCUCUCUGAUUCUUGACUGCUCUGUCGUCGAUCCUCCCGAAGUAAGGCAUGGAGAAUCUUUUAUUGAAAUGGGUGGCUGGGAGCUACCCGUUGAUGCUUUCCGCGCAGCGCUCAUCAAUAACGCAAUGGAUUCAGCCCUUGCCAAAUCCAUCUUUGAGACAAUCGCUACUACGAGAGCGUACACUGGCGGCAAUUCUCUUGUCGAUCUAAAACUAAAGAUCUAUGGCGCUGGCAACUUUGGGAGGUUCUCGGUCGACAAUGAACCAAAAAUCCCUCUGGAAUGGGUUGGACAGAGCUGGUUUGUGAGAAGGAAUUCUCGUGACGGAGGUCUAGUCAUUCAGAAAAUCAAAUCUUUUGGCGAUGACCUUGACGUGCUAAAGGAUGACUUCUUUGAGCGCGAUGACCUAAGAGCUGUCUGGAUGGAUAUAUGGCCAGGAAGUCCGGGUGAUCGAAGGAAUCAGUGGCAUAGCUUCCCUUUGGCUAGAUUAACAGACUGA